Esox lucius (northern pike) is the source of this 6477-nucleotide messenger RNA. RefSeq names its product BRCA1 interacting protein C-terminal helicase 1 (gene brip1). Gene Ontology annotation, cellular component: nucleus. The record is from RefSeq and is a predicted model, not a curated record. The transcript has 20 exons. Gene Ontology annotation, biological process: nucleotide-excision repair; double-strand break repair involved in meiotic recombination. Gene Ontology annotation, molecular function: hydrolase activity, acting on acid anhydrides, in phosphorus-containing anhydrides; DNA helicase activity; ATP binding. NCBI's taxonomy places the organism in Eukaryota, Metazoa, Chordata, Actinopteri, Esociformes, Esocidae. The coding region runs from base 261 to 4256 and encodes 1331 amino acids.
CAACUCUGGGCAAGCAUGUAAACGGAGGGACACCAAUGUAAGAAUAAUUAAUAGACGAGCCGCUAUCGUUGAUGCAUUCCACGUAUGUGCAAAGGAACGCGACCAUUUUAUUCCAUCCGUAGGACUUGUAAACGGCGGGAAAUCUGCCUGUCAGGCAGCUCCCGGAUGUUUACGACCAGCGAUAUUUGCAAACCUCUUGUCUGUGUAGCUGCAAAAGACUGUAUAGAGAGCGUACUACUGUGCCGGACAGGGCAGUCACCAUGGCGGCUCCCACAGUGGAGUACACGAUAGGAGGGGUGAAGAUCCAGUUUCCUUGCAAAGCCUACCCCUCCCAGCUGGCCAUGAUGAACUCUAUAGUGCGAGGGCUAAACCACGGGCAGCACUGUCUGUUGGAGAGCCCCACUGGUAGUGGCAAGAGCCUGGCUCUGCUGUGCUCUACCCUGGCUUGGCAGCAGGCUCAGUAUGCUAAGCCUGACCAGGACCUCUGCAGCCCUGCAGAGGUUAAGAAGCCAGCUGUCACUACCCCAUGCCAGUGUGUCUGCCACAGCAAACCUGUUGCACGGCUGAAGCCACAGGCCACUGCGAUUAUAGACCUCACAAGCUCACCGGAGGUGGCAAAGUGCUCUUCUACGGAAACAGUGGCCCCUCCAUCAGAGCCCAAGAGUCAGUCUCUAGCCUCUCGUCUAUCUGAGAAGCUGAAGACGUCCUCCCCCACCUCAGACCGGGGCAAAGAUGAUGAUGACUUCCAACAACAUAAGAAACGCAUCCGCACCCCUGCCACGGAGCAGAAGGGUCAUAAGAGGAGGUGCUUGGAGCAGGGAGUGGUGUUCAUAGAUGAUGAUCCAGAAGAACAGGGCCCGGUGCCUGGACAACAGACCUGGAACAUGGACCUGAGUUCCAGCAGACCAGCACGCACUACGGACCAGCCUGCUGAGACACUCUGUUGUUCCCCCUUGGUGUCCUGCUCUCUCUGCCCCUGUGCCAUGGCCAAAGGAGGUCAGAAAGCAGCCGAGGGUAAGUCUUCAAAGGACGCCAAAAAGAAACAAGUCCCCAAGAUCUUCUUUGGCACACGCACCCACAAACAGAUCACCCAGGUUACCCACGAGCUGAAGCGCACACUCUACUCCAGCACCCCCAUGACCAUCCUGUCCAGUAGAGACCACACCUGUGUCCACCCGGACGUGGUACCCCACUCCAACCGCAACGAACGCUGUAAGGAGCUGCUGGAGGCCAAAAACGGCAUGACGUGCCGCUUCAAAAACGGCGUCCACAAGAUGCAGGACCAGAACACUCUGCAGUGGGUCCACGGUCUCCACCAGGCCUGGGACAUAGAGGACCUGGUGGGGCUGGGAGGCCGGCUGAGGGCCUGCUCCUACUACGCUGCCCGGGACCUAAUGCAGGACGCGUGCAUCGUCUUCUGUCCCUACAACUACCUGCUGGACCCCCUUAUCAGGGAGAGUAUGCAGAUCAACCUGGACGGCCAGAUUGUGAUUCUGGAUGAGGCCCACAACAUAGAGGAUUGUGCCAGAGAGAGUGCCAGCUAUACCCUGAACAGACCCCAGCUGCUGUCUGCGAGGGAGGAGCUGGACGGCAUGGUUACCCACAACAUCAGACCCUCCCACCACGAACCUCUGCGGGCCUUCUGUUGCUCCCUUCUGAAUUGGAUGCAGGAGAGCUGUAGUGUCCUGGCGGAGAGGGACUUCGAGACCUCCUGUAAGGUGUGGGACGGCAGGGAGGUCUUGGGACUGUUCUACACCAUGGGUAUCACCGCUGACACGUUUGGCAUGCUGCAGAAGCAUCUAGAAGCGGCGUUGGAGAAGGAAGAGCGUGUAGGACUUGUAAAUGGGAGAGAGGAAACGGUGGAGGUCUCCACUAUCAGCUCAGCCACUUCCUCUGUCCUCAAGAGUCUUUUCAUGGUGCUGGACUUCCUCUUCAGGGACAAGAGCAGGUUUGCUGAGGAUUACCGUGUGGCGCUGCAGCAGUCCUACAUGUGGACCGUGGCUCCAGAUGUUCCAGACCCCCAGGGCUUCUUCACCAGGCCCAACCGCCGACGCCCCGGCGCCAGGUCCAAGGCCCUCGUUUACACACUCAGCUUCUGGUGCCUCAACCCUGCAGUGGCGUUCUCAGACCUGUCGGGCAGGGUUCGUUGCAUUGUGCUGACCUCUGGCACUUUGUCUCCGAUGGGAUCCUUCUCCUCAGAGCUAGGGGUCAAGUUCUCCAUUCAGCUGGAAGCCAGUCAUGUAAUUAGCAAAUCCCAGGUGUGGGUGGGCACACUAGGCUCGGGCCCCCAGGGUAGGAAGCUGUGUGCCACCUUCCAGCAUGCGGAGACCUAUGCCUUCCAGGAUGAGGUGGGGGCCCUGCUGCUCAGGGUCUGCCAGGCUGUAGGGAGGGGAGUGCUCUGCUUUCUGCCCUCAUACAAGAUGUUGGACAAGCUGUGUGAUCGCUGGACCAACACAGGCCUCUGGAAUAAACUGGAAGAGAGGAAGACCGUUAUCAAGGAGCCUAGGGGAGGGGGGAAGGGAGACUUUGAUGAGCUGCUGCAGAUCUACUACGACGCCAUCAGAAUCAGUGGAGAGGCUACCGGAGACAGAGAUGGAGCUCUGUUGAUGGCAGUGUGUAGGGGGAAAGUCAGUGAAGGACUGGACUUCACAGAUGACAAUGCCAGAGCAGUGGUAACCAUUGGCAUCCCCUUUCCCAACAUUAAAGACUUGCAGGUGGAACUCAAGAUGAAGUAUAACGACCAGCACUGUAAAGCCAGAGGUCUGCUGUCAGGAAGCCGUUGGUAUGAAAUCCAGGCCUACAGAGCCCUCAACCAGGCUCUGGGCAGGUGUAUCCGGCACAAGAAUGACUGGGGAGCCCUCAUUCUGGUGGAUGAACGGUUUGGAAACAAUCCCAAUAGAUACAUCUCAGGUCUGUCUAAGUGGGUGCGGAACCUCGUCAAACACCACGACACCUUCGGCGCCGCCAUGCAGUCCCUAGUAUGCUUUUCCCAGUGCCAGCAGGGGGCAGGAGAGCGCCACGGAGCAGCGAGUCAACCCUUCAACAGCACUGACAUCAUGCCUCCAGCCAGCCUGUCUCCAGUAACAGUGGAAGAGCUGUCCAGCUGUCACCCCAGUCAGAGUCCCAGCACAGACAGCCUUCUCUGGGCCACUGUGCACAACACCACCGCCUCUCAGGCCUCAGCGCCCAACACCCAGCUGGAGGUGCCCAGGUCCUGGGUUCAUCCAGAGACCGCAGGAAGCACAGGUGACCAGAAACACCCCUCCAUUCAUUUAAACAUGGACCCCAAGGCCCUGACCCCUAUUAUCACCAGCACCCCACGGCCGCUGCACCACCUUUUCGCAUCCACCCCUGUGAGCUCUGCACGCUUCAAGUCCCCCAUUUUCCAGGCCUGGGAAAAAGGCAGGCGUGGGGGUCCUCACGUCAACCCUCCUCAGUCUGACUCUGUGGAGGAAGAGGAGAAGGAGAACCAUGUGGGGCACCGUCCCUCUCCAAGGCAGCAGGCCUGUGACAGACAGAAUGACCUGGCAGUGAUCCCUCCAAGACAGGACCAGGGACCAGUUUUAGACCUCUCACCAGUAGAGGUCCCUGCCAGUUGUGAAUCCAGACAGCCCAUUGUAGUAGUGGAUGAUCCCAGCCUCCUCGAGGAAGAGGAAGACCAAAGUGUGUUCUUCACCCCUGAGAUGUUUGAUGAGGAGGAGGAGGAGGAAGAAGAAGAAGGGGUGAAUCCUCUCUCCAGGACAUUGUUGGGGACAAAGCAGGGUAUGAUGGUGAAGCAGGGGGUUACUGUUGCAGCCAGCCCUGUAUUCACCACUGGAACACCACAGGGGCUUUCUGAGGACCUGUUUGACCCAGGGCAGCGACUCAGCGAGGGGACUGGGAAAGACCCGAGGGAAGGCACUCCCGCUCCCUCAACCAGUAGAGAUUGUGCUAGUGUGGACCAGGACAGACAGCAGGGGUGUAGGACGUGGAUAGGGAGUAAUGACAAGGAGCAGGGGCAGGAACAGCAAGAUACUCUGAAACAGGAGGACAAUGGGCAGGAUGAAGGGAAAGAAGUGACCCAGGGCCAGACCCAGGGACAAAGCCAGACCCAGGGAAAGAGCAGGGUGAGAGGCAGCAGGACACAUAGACUGUCCAGGUCCAGACAGAAAGCCUCAGGUAUUUCCACUCCGUCCUCAGGUAAACUAACCAACUACUUCUCUGUUGUGACCUUAGAAGACAAAACACCAGGUUCUAACUUCAAGAUUACUAGUUAGACAACAGCUUAGCAAAGCCAGUUCUCAGGGCGCUGCCAAGAUUAGUUCAUAAUCAAUAUGGCUCAAUUGUCCAGCACGACAGUAAGAUUUGGUUGACUCAGCUGACAUUAUCUAUUUAAAAACUAAGGCCCUAAUCAAAGUUGCUCAAAUAGCCAUGUGAACAGAGUCAUGUGUGUAUAUAUAUUUUACACAUCAUUAAAAUGAAAGACGAAAUGCGUCUUUAUUUUCCUGGAGACGUGAUCACGGCAUCGUCCUAUUGUGUUUUAAUGAGAUGUUAUUUGGAGUGAGAAGAGAAGGGGGGGCAGCAUGCUUGACUACACGCUGCUAGAGAAACACUUUCGUUUUGACACAUUUCUGUGCAUUUCUUUUUGAAAGUUACUUUCUGACUCUAAACUGGAGGGUGGUAAGAUUUGGCCUGUGCCAGAGAAACCCACACAUGGGCCUUUCCAGAAACGCAUAUGCACCAUUAUCUGGAGUGACUACUAUAUAUCAAUUAAUAAUUUAAAUAAAGAUGUCAAUUUAUAAUUUUAAAUCCCAGGUAAUUCAAAUUUUGUGUUGUUGUGAUCUCAAAGUUGAGCACUGCCAGGUUAUUUGAUGGAUCCAAAAAUAAGUGUUUAAUUUACAGCUUAUGUGUAUGUUUUGUAUCAUACAGUCUUUGUAUAAAAUAUGUAGAGUUUGUACCUUUUAGAAGUAUGUCAGAGAUUGAACUUUACAUCGACAACAUAAACAAUAUGCUGGGCAGCACCUCUUACAGGAGGAUUUGUUUACAGUCAUCAUUUUUUUCCUCCUUUCACUAACCCCUUUGCUUAAUCAGCUUUUAUAUUUGACUCUGGCUGCUUCUCUACGAUUAGGGUCAUUUCUGAAUUCUGCUGCCAAGUGGAUUGUUUGUUGAGUGGGAAUUGAAAUUGCACUUCAACAAAGAUACGGUGGAUGAUGGACUAUGUGAUAAGGAAGUCGUAUAUGUUAAUGGUGAUGGGCGUGUUACCACAGGACCACCAAUGUUAAAACCGGCUCUGUAAAGUCUGAUGUGGCGAGCGCUGACAGAAAGGUUUAUUGACAUCUAUGUCAUAUUUAAUCACAAGACAUUAAAAGCUGAAUUAGGUAUUUGUGUUUUCCUUAAACUGCCUGACAGGGCAAUGGAGCUGCCCCUUGUUUGCGGUGUGUUGUUUUGCCCACCACUAGACGUUAACAAUGAAGUUACUGUGAUAACUGUCUAGUUCUAGAUAAAAGGGCUUUGCCUGAAACAUCUUCAUUAAAUGUUAACUACAAAGUACCCUGUCUACCAGGCAGAAUGAUAUCAUGAUCGCCAAUCUAGUGGCAACUCUGCAAUUACAUAAGUGCUACAGAAAACUGCUAACCAAACAAAUGUCUCACAAGUGCGCUCUUGAAUUAAAGGGCAUCUAAAGCAAAAAUUACAUUACAGAUUUUUCUCUCCCAGACCUCGAAAGUGAUCUUAUGAUGUGGUUUAAGUAUUGUUAUGAACUUAAGACAUCAAAUGGUCGUUUUCUGUUGUUUUCUUCCAUAGGGCCCUCAAAACAUUGAUGUAAGCAUGUUAUGAAACACUUCAAACCAAUUUAUAUAUACAGCCAGUGGUCAGUUUAUUAGAUACAGCCAUCGACUACGGGAUUGGACACCUUUCCAUUCAGAGCAGCCUGUGCUGCCAACAGCCUGUAUUGUCUCUUCCCAAAGUGUCUGUGAAGAGAUGAGCUAUUAAAUUGCAUCGUACUCUGCGAUGUUCUGAACAAAAUUAGCCUAUGUUUAAAUACAUGUAAAGUGAGCUUUGAAACCAUGUCUUCCAGAUCAGUUGAGCUAUUUAUAAAAAAAAAUGUAUUGUGUAAACAACAGUAAUUUUGUGACAAUACAGAUUUGGGGUUGUAUUCCAAACUAAUGUGUGCUUCAUCAACAAGACCGCUUGGUGAGCUGAAGAGAAGAACCUUAUUGACUCUUCUGUGACCUAUUAAGGUGCAUUGAAACUUGGAAGGCGUGUGGACACUUACUCCUCUCACAUUGUUUUGCCUUGUGUUGUACGGACCACACAUUUCGAGGAAAUUUGUAGGAGUACACAGCCUUUUAGCAUUGGUAUGCUUUUACAGACCUCAACAACAUGAGAUGGUUGUGUAGUUUAUUUUGGGAAAGUUUUGAAGUAUAUAGUAUUUUUGUAUGUUCGGCCAUUACAGUAUAUGACUUGUGCAAGCAACUAGACAAUAAAAAAAUUUAAAUG